GCCCGCAGCAGUCUCCUUCACUGCGAGGUUUCACUACAGAGAUGGCUGCGAAAGUGUGUAGAUCAGUACUCCUGUUGUCCCGGAGCAGCGGAGCGGUGGCCGGCAGCCUCCCCGCACUUGUUGUGUCUUCACAGCGACAUCAUCAGCAUAUAAGACCGCAGGAGGUACUGUCUGCUCCUUUCCCCCAUCAGACUGUCAGGAGAGCACAUGGCCUACGGUCAGCAACCCACUCCGCACUCUUCACCCAGCCUACCACUGCCCUGUCUCCACAGGUAUGGAGGGGCGCCCCCUCAUGGCAUGGCCAGAGACUGUUGUGUUCCUCUGCUUCUCCAGAGGAGGUGACAGUGGUGUAUCAGAAGGGGCUGCCGGUGAUCUCAGUCAGUUUGCCGUCCAGACGAGAGCGCUGUCAGUUCACCCUCAAGCCUCUCAGUGACUGCGUGGGAGUUUUUCUGCAACAACUCCAGGCAGAGGACAGAGGCAUUGACCGGGUAGCCAUCUACUCCAUGGAUGGGGCGAGGGUCGCCUCCUCCACGGGAAUAGACAUCUUGCUGCUCGAUGAUUUCAAGCUCGUUAUUAAUGACACCACACACCUCGUGCGGCCACCAAGGAGAGAGUUGUUGCCCCACGAGGAGGCAGAAAGGCUGAAUGAUGUCAAAUUUCUGGUGCAGCAGCUCUAUACCACGCUGCGCAUCGAGGAGCACCAACUUAGCAAAGAGCGUGAGCUAAUCGGACGACUGGAGGACCUGAACUCACAACUCCGCCCCCUAGAGAAGGUGAAGGAGGAGUUGAGUAAGAAGGCAGAACGACGCACCACCUGGGUGCUCUGGGGUGGCAUGGCAUAUAUGGCAACCCAGUUUGGCAUCUUGGCCAGGCUAACCUGGUGGGAGUACUCCUGGGAUAUCAUGGAGCCGGUCACCUAUUUCAUUACUUAUGGAACUGCAAUGGCCAUGUAUGCCUACUUCGUUCUAACACGUCAGGAGUAUGUUUAUCCCGACGCUAGAGACAGGCAGUAUCUGCUGUUCUUCCACAAGGGGGUGAAAAGGACACGCUUCGACAUUGAGAAGUACAACAAGCUGAAGGAUGAUAUCGCUGAGGUGGAGUUAGAUCUAAAGCGUCUAAGGGACCCGCUCCAGCUCCAGCUCCCGAUUCAGCAACUCACCACUGAUAAAAAUUGAUGGGAAGAGUGACCUCCUCCUCUCUCAGCUCCUGAAACCCACCUUUUUUUCUCCUUGUCCCUUCUCUGCUGUCCUACACCCUUCUCCCUCUUCCCCAUCUGUUCCCUCAGAUUCCUCCCUCCCUGCAUCCCUUCCACAUAAUCCCAUCCCUUUCUUCACUGAUGGAGUUGCUUUUUUUUCUCCGUUUUUGGGGGGGGGGGGUUCUUUUUAUUUUCCCAGCUGAAACCUGCAGCUGGAAUUGCAAGUGAAAAACAGGACGGUGAGAACAUCAAGAACUGAAAACCUCUCACAGCCGACAGAUGUUGAGGAUGAUGGAAAGGAAGAUGAUGACCAUGGAAUUAAACUGGGCACUGUGGAUAUGCCUCAAGUCUCCAGAGGGACAGCCUGCAGGUAACUCCAGGGGUGAAAUGGGAAUUACUACACCUGUAGAACACUCCGCGACAGGGAACACGCAGAAGGGCAGCCGUAUGUGUGUGUGUUAGCAGGACUUUCAGGCUACCUUGGGACACCGACCCUGGCUACUCUGCGGGUCACCACAGCGGUGCAGUCCUUCUUGUUCUAGCAGCCAAACACACGCCUCCUCUUGGACAGGGCAGGCUGCGAGGACACGUUUACAAGGAAGUUCUGACUGCAGUCACACCAUCAGGAAGACCGUAGUUUUUCCUGAGGCUGAAUUCUGCUGCCUCUCCCUCUUUGGGCCACGCCUCCUCCAGGUGACGGACAGCUGUCCUUCACAGCGUGAACUUUGUCAGGAGCCCGUCUCCACUCGCAGGAUGCAGGAAUGAAAACGCCUCAUUUCCUCUUCCUGUUUUAAUGUCCUGUAGCGGCCCAGCCUGCGCAAGUAUGACAGUACUACCGACAACAACAUCACUGUGUGUUCUUUUAUUCCAAAAAAAAAAAAAAAAAAAAGAAAUUAAAAAAAAUAUUUUGGCACUUUUUAUUUUGAAAGCCAUAGUAUAUUUGUUAUGGAAAAAUAUGAAUAUAUAUGUAUACAAUCAAAUAAACCAGAUGACCAGAGGCUAGUUUUUUCAGUGGGGGGAGGAGCUCUCAUGCAAACCUCAUUUUUUUUUUUUUUUUUUGCCAUCAAAUAAUUAAUUUACAUCCUCUGAAGAUCUCCUGCCAUGAUGGAAGCCCUCUAACACUAACACACACUUAGUCGCAUAUGCACACACAAAGAGCAUCACCCUCUAUGCAUUACAUGCGUUAAGUUAACUGUUUUAUGUGUUUUCAUGGCAAAUGUCACCGUAUAUUUCACAGUAACAGCAUUCAGGUGGGAUGUAAGGCUCAUUUGCAUGGCCACCAAAUGAUGCUGAAGCCAAAAAAAAGGGUGACGUUUGACCUGUAAUCAUCUGAAUUCAACUGAUGCUGAUGAUAAGGUUAAAAGCUUUUGCCAAGCGUUGCCCCAGGCAUGUUGAUAUACUUGAUAAAUUGGCUAACUUUUCCCAAAAAAAAAAAAAAAAGGAGUUUGUAGUAAAUUGCCUCCAUUUUCUCAUUUUCUCUUAUUUUUUUUUUUCGCUUUCCAAAUGAAAUCAAAGUAAAAUCACAAAAUAAAAGCUCCAUCCAAAAAAAAAAAAAAAAAAGUGUCAUGGCAUUGAGGUCAUAGAGGUGUUGUCAUAAAUAAAGCCAGAGUUUUCUCCUCCCACUGCUGCUGUAAUGCCCCUCCCUCCCUGCUCCCUUGAUGGCAAGGCAGGGUAGACUGCAUGCUGUGGUAUGCCCUCAGUAGAAAUCUGUGAAUGUGUAGGAGCAUUAUCGCAAUUUUGUACUUAAUUGGACGAUUUUCCUUUACCACAUCUAGCUGAAGUCUCUCUCCUCCUUUUUAAAUCAAAGGUUGUAGAAGCCAUAAAGUUCUGUUGUCCUCUUUUUUUUUUUUUUUUUUGGUGGGGUGGGGGGAUGGUCACAGACUAAACCUUUGCCAGCUUCACAUAUCAUUUUAUGUUCAAGGUGAGGAUUGGUGGCUUUCUCUUGGCCCCCAUUCAACUCUAAAGCUUCUCAAAGCCAGUUAUCAUCACUUCUGCAGAGGGGAUGUACACAUGAGAUGAGAUGAGAUGAGAUGAGAUGACAUACCUGCACACAGAUUCCAGUUUGAGAUCAUCUUGUGCCUGUGUGUGAACAGUUAGCGGAGACGCUUGUGUUUAACUACAGAUUUUAUAUUCAAAUGCAUGAUUUUAGGGUCAAAUCAAAGCUUAGACAUGCAGAUCUCAAGACAGGAUUUUGGUCUAAUGUGUGUGUGUGUGUAUGUAUACAUGUGUGUAUGUGUGUGUGUAUUAUCUCCCAGGGAAACUGUGCCUUUUGGAUCAUUAAUGAUUUAAACUGUUUAGACACUGUAGCAGUUUGAUGAACAGCAAUGAGACCUGAUUGGAAACUAUAAGAGAAAGCUGAUCUCGCUCUCUUUUUUUUUUGGAACCCUCGUGAAGGAGGGUGGAAUUUCAGCUUUGCAGUGUGUCUGUGUACACAAAUGUUUGUUGAGCCUGCGUGUGUAGCGCGCAUGGAGCAAAGUGCACAUCACCAUAUUCAUGAGUUCUUUACACCUAAUUGCUGCUUGUCAAUAGUGCUAAAAAUCAAUUUGGCCCUCAUCCUGCUUUACAGCCGUCAUCAGCUUUAAAUUCGUUUGUCCUGAACACACACACACACACACACCCUGACACACACAUACAGAGAGAAAACGGUGUUUCCUUGGAGAUGUUCUGUGGAAGGUGAGAGUCCUCCCCUCUGCUGUUUCUACACAACACCUCCCUCCAUCACCACCACCUUUUUUUUUUCAUGCCAUCCACCGUUUAUUGCCUUUUUUCUUUUCUUUUUUUUUUUUUUUUAAACAAAUAUAUCAAAUAUAGGGAAACUUUAUUCUAAAGAGGGUGUUGCAUGUUUACAUGGGGAAAAUAUGUAAAAAUAAAAAAGAUGAUUUAUCAAAAUAACUGCAAAGAUCAUUUAAGAACGUUGUUUGUAGAGAUUCCUAGUUAUACAGGGCAGUGGACAGAGGGUUGCGUCUUUAGAAUCUGCCCUGCCAAAUCUGAUUUAAAUCCCAGCCAACCAAAUGCUCAAAGAACCAUCUUCACCAUGUUUACUCCUUAAAUCCCCUCCCUUAGCUCCCCAAUAAAUGAAAAAACACCUAUAAAAGAAGCUUUAUGACCUCUUGUCUUGGAUUCGAGACCAAAGGAGAAGAGGCAGGUGCGUUCUCUUAGCUUAUUGGGGGCUACCUCCGAUUCUUAUCCCUCCUGUUUUUCUUUUUCAUCAACCCCCGGCCCUUUUUUUUCUCCAAAGUCACAUUAUUACAAUAUGUUUUGAAUGUGUGUUAAGUUUUGAUUUUUUUUGUGUGCACUUACAAUAAGACUAUUUUAAAAUGCCCAAAGAGUGAAGCAGAGUAUUGGAUUGAAAUGAUUUCGAACUUCAUUCUGACCUCUUCUUUACUUUUUCUUGUUUUCUGUUGACAUGAUGCUGUAAUGUUGGCAAAAAAAAAAAAAAAAAGGAAA
Messenger RNA from Archocentrus centrarchus (flier cichlid), 4642 nucleotides. It is a transcript of the gene mcu, whose product is annotated as mitochondrial calcium uniporter. The record is from RefSeq and is a predicted model, not a curated record. Gene Ontology annotation, cellular component: uniplex complex. The transcript is spliced from 9 exons. Gene Ontology annotation, molecular function: calcium channel activity; uniporter activity. The coding region runs from base 42 to 1175 and encodes 377 amino acids. NCBI's taxonomy places the organism in Eukaryota, Metazoa, Chordata, Actinopteri, Cichliformes, Cichlidae. Gene Ontology annotation, biological process: mitochondrial calcium ion homeostasis; calcium import into the mitochondrion.